This is a messenger RNA of Closterium sp. Yama58-4, 2427 nucleotides long. NCBI's taxonomy places the organism in Eukaryota, Viridiplantae, Streptophyta, Zygnematophyceae, Desmidiales, Closteriaceae. The record is from the annotation of a GenBank genome assembly.
AUGAAGUUCCAAAUAGAGGACCUCGACGUGUACUUCCCGUACGAGUACAUCUACCCGGAGCAGUACGAGUACAUGGUGGAGUUGAAACGUACGCUGGACGCCAAGGGCCACUGCGUGCUGGAGAUGCCCACAGGCACGGGCAAGACGAUCACGCUGCUGUCGCUCAUCACGUCGUACCAGAUGGCGCGCAAGGGCACGGGCAAGCUCGUGUACUGCACGCGCACCGUGCACGAGAUGGAGAAGGCGCUCGCCGAGCUGCGCAUCCUGCACGCCUACCAGCAGUCCGCGCUCGCAGGGGAAGCCGCCGCCGGCGCAGGGGGAAACGGCGCAGGGGGGAAAGGCGCGAGCGGGGCUCCGCGGAUUCUAGCGCUAGGGCUGAGCUCGCGCAAGAACCUGUGCAUCCACCCGGUGGUGGCGGGGGAGGGGUCGCGCGAGAGCGUGGACGCGGGGUGCCGCAAGCGCACUGCCUCGUGGGUGCGCGCCGCGGCGCUUGAGAACCCCGACAUCGAGGUGUGCACCUACUUUGACCAGUUCGACCGCACAGGACAAGAAGCCGCCCUGCCGCCCGGAGUGUACACGCUGCAGGACCUGCGGGCUUUCGGGCGGGAGAAGGGGUGGUGCCCGUAUUUCCUGGCGCGGCACAUGAUAAACUUCGCAAACGUGGUGGUGUAUAAUUACCAGUACCUGCUGGACCCGAAGGUGUCGGGGAUCAUCUCGAGGGAGCUGGAGCGGGAGAGCAUCGUGGUGUUUGACGAGGCGCACAACAUCGACAACGUGUGCAUCGAGGCUUUAAGUGUGAACGUGCGGCAGCAGACGAUUGAUGGGGCGAAUAGGAACCUCGCCCGGCUCAACACGACCAUCGAGCGGUUCAAGGCAACGGAUGCAGAGAGGCUGAAGGAGGAGUACCGCCGCCUGGUGGAUGGACUGGCGCAGAGAGGCAACCUGCCAGCAUCGGACACGUGGCUGGCGAACCCCCUGCUACCAGCGGACAUCCUACAGGAGGCGGUGCCGGGCAACAUCCGCCGCGCCGAGCACUUCCUCGCCUUCCUAAGGCGCUUCCUCGCCUACCUGCAGACGCGCCUCAACACCACGCGCGUUGAGUCCGAGGGGCCUCUCGCCUUCCUGCAUGCCCUGCAGGCGAGCAGCAACGGGCAUAGAGAGCAAGAGCCUGCAGCUGUGUUACGACCGCCUGCAGCAGCAACGGGCAUAGAGAGCAAGAGCCUGCAGCUGUGUUACGACCGGCUGCAGUCUCUACUGCUGACGCUGCAGGUGGCGGAGGUGGACGAGAUGGGCCACGUGCAGUGCGUGUGUGACCUCGCCACACUCGUUGGCACGUACACCAGGGGCUUCGCCAUCAUCAUCGAGCCCUUUGAUGAACGCCAGCCGCAGCUGGCUGACCCCGUGCUGCAGCUGAGCUGUCUGGACGCGUCUCUGGCGAUCCGGCCCACGUUUGAGCGGUUUCAGAGUGUGAUAAUAACGAGCGGCACGCUGAGUCCCAUCGACCUGUACCCGCGCCUGCUCAACUUCCACCCCGUCUGCAUCCGCUCCCUCUCCAUGUCGCUCUCGCGCGACUGCCUCUGCCCCCUCGUCGUCACGCGCGGCAGCGACCAGCUGCCGUUGAGCACGCGGUUUGACAUGCGCAGUGACCCCGGUGUCGUGCGCAACUACGGGCGCCUGCUCGUCGACAUGGCCGCGUGUGUGCCGGACGGCAUUGUUUGUUUCUUUGUGAGCUACGCGUACAUGGAUGGUAUCGUCAACAGCUGGAACGACAUGGGCAUCCUCAAGGUGCGCUCAGGGCUUAGCACUCCCUCUGGCCGGGACACGCAGGAGGUGAUGGAGCACAAGCUGGUGUUCAUAGAGACACAGGACGUGGUGGAGACAACGCUCGCCCUUGACAAUUACCGCCGUGCCUGUGACUGCGGCCGUGGAGGGGUCUUCUUCUCCAUCGCCCGGGGCAAGGUGGCGGAGGGGAUUGACUUCGACCGGCAUUACGGCCGUCUUGUUAUCAUGUUUGGCGUGCCCUUCCAGUACACCCUCAGCAGAAUACUGAGGGCGAGGCUGGAGUAUCUGAGGGAGACGUUUCAGAUCCAGGAGAACGACUUCCUCACCUUCGAUGCCAUCAGGCAAGCAGCGCAGUGUGUGGGGAGGGUCAUCCGGUCCAAGUCAGACUAUGGAAUUAUGAUAUUCGCCGAUAAGCGGUACAACCGGCAUGACAAGCGCAGCAAGCUGCCAGGGUGGAUAGUGUCACAGCUGCCCGACGCACACCUCAACCUCUCCACCGACAUGGCCGUGCACAUCGCCAGGGAGUUUCUGCGGCGCAUGGCACAGCCGUUUGACCGGGCAGCAUCGAUGGGCGGCGCAACUGCCACUCUCCUCAGUGAAGCUGACGUGGCAACCAUGGCCAUGGGCAUGGGCACAGCAGGGUAG